AUGGUUGAAGGUGGACGCUCUUCCCCAUCAGACAAUGCUGUUCCCCCCCCCCCAAUAGCCUCUACCCAGAACAUCGGGGCUCUCUCCCGCCUCUCUCCCCAGCCAUCAACAUCUAGACAGAGUAGAAUCACCGACUUUGUACAGCAGACAGAAGGCGAAAAUACAAACAUAACCUCCACUGCAGCUGAAAUAACAGUAAAAAGCCCAAAGAAGAAGGUUGUGCGAAAACCUCGUCAGAAGUCUCGCUACCUGAUACCAACGACAACAGUGAAGAAAUAUUUCAACCAUUUUGCCGGCAUGCGUGUGGCCAAGGACGCUAUUAAGGAGGUCAUGAAAGUGUCUGAGACGUACUGGGAUAACUUGUGUGCGGACUUGGAGGCAUACGCCAGACAUGCUGGCAGGAAACGCAUACAGAUGGCCGACUUUGAACUGCUCUUUAAGAGGCAAGGCUAUGUAACAGAGAAGACCAGUCUUAACUCCUUGAUUCGUCGCUACCUCCCCUGGGAAGAAGCUGAUAAACUAAUACCAGUCAUUGGCGCAGACAGCAAGAUAUACCCAAAACUGUAGACUGCUACCACCGACGAUGCGGUUCAAUAUUGGUGAUUUAAUACCAUUCAUUAGGGCGGACAACAAGAUAUACCCAAAAGUGUAGACUGCUACCACCGACCAUGUGAUUCAAUGUUAGUGAUUUAAUACCAGUCAUUGGAUUGGACAACAAAAUAUACACUGAAAUAAACACAGCUAUUUCCUUGUGGUUUAUAAUUGAUGAUUUAAGUCCAGGCAUUGGGGCAGAGAACAUUAUAUAUCUUAAAAUUGGUGAUUUUAGAGCCGUCAUUGAGGCAGACAACAAGAUAUACAUGUUCUACCAAAAAUAUCAACACUGUCAUCGCAGCAGACAACAAAAUAUACCUAAACUGUUGACUGCUGUCAUAAAGUGUUCAAAACAGUCAACCAUGUGAUGUUUGUUGAUAUAUAUAUAUUUGUAUAUCGUAAAAGAAAAAGUUUUCUGUUUUCUUUUUAAUAAUAAAAGUGUCAUGGAAUCAGUGUAAUUAUGUAGCUUGACCAUUAUGGUAAUGUAACCAUUCAUUUUCAUUUAUUGAAAAAGAAUUUCAAGUCUGAAUCAACAGUCAUGUUACAAAAUGUACAUACAAGGCAAGGACAUGAUCAUCAAGGAUAUCAUUUGGUAUUCAAAUGUGUAGAUGCAUGUAGAUAUUGUUUUGAGAUAAUGUCUGUAAAGAAAUAUUUCCGCUGUACAACCAUUUGUUGUUCAUAAAAUAAUUUGAUGACAAUGACUAUCUAUAGUUUAUAUGUUGUUGUUUUUUCCAGGAAAAGUCAAGGUAUUGUCAAUUCAAAUGAAACUUGGUACACGUGUUGCUAGAUACGCAUAUGUAAAUCAAAGCCCGUAACUCUGAUCAUAAGUAUUAUCAAGUUAUGCCCAUUUUUUACUAAAAUACAUACAAAUUCUUUAACCUUGGCAAUAAGAAUCAUUUAUGUAAGUCAUAUAAUGAUUAAAAUAUUAUACUAGUAUUUUUAUGUUCCUUGUGUUUUACAUCAAUAAUUAAUGUUGUUAUAUCAAUAUUUCAUCAUAGCAUUAACUCGGGUUAAAGA
Messenger RNA from Mya arenaria, 1608 nucleotides. RefSeq names its product centromere protein T-like. The record is from RefSeq and is a predicted model, not a curated record. Lineage: Eukaryota; Metazoa; Mollusca; Bivalvia; Myida; Myidae. The transcript is spliced from 6 exons. Gene Ontology annotation, biological process: kinetochore assembly; mitotic cell cycle; chromosome segregation. Bases 1 to 567 code for a protein of 188 amino acids. Gene Ontology annotation, molecular function: DNA binding; protein heterodimerization activity. Gene Ontology annotation, cellular component: kinetochore.